Molecule: messenger RNA, 3813 nt
Organism: Arthroderma uncinatum
Lineage: Eukaryota; Fungi; Ascomycota; Eurotiomycetes; Onygenales; Arthrodermataceae
Exons: 6
Coding region: 1-3813 (1270 amino acids)
Biological process (GO): intracellular protein transport; COPII-coated vesicle cargo loading; endoplasmic reticulum organization
Cellular component (GO): COPII vesicle coat; endoplasmic reticulum exit site
Molecular function (GO): structural molecule activity; protein binding
Source: RefSeq, a predicted model, not a curated record
AUGGUGCGUCUAAGGCAGAUACCACGCACGGCGGCCUUCGCCUGGUCUCCCGGCCAGGCCUCGCCCUUCAUUGCGACUGGAACUCGGGCCGGAGCAGUCGACGCCGAUUUCUCCAAUGAAACUUUUUUAGAGCUGUGGGAUCUCAAGCUUGAUAGUGAACAUAUCGGAGCCGAGCUGCAGCCAGCAGCCAAGAUUAGCACAGACUCCAGAUUUCAUGACCUCGCGUGGGCGGAAACAGAAGAUAGUUCAAGGGGGUUGAUUGCUGGAGCGUUGGAGAAUGGGUCACUGGACCUAUGGGAUGCCGGAAAGCUGCUGGAUGGCUCCAGCACCGCUCCUACUACGAGAGUCUCUGCUCAUAGCGGGGCAGUCAAGGCUGUCCAAUUUCACCCGAAGCACUCCAAUCUUUUAGCAAGUAGUGGCAGCUUGGGGGAGUUAUUUAUCACGGACCUCAAUAACGUCGAAAACCCAACUCGGCUUGGAAAAGCAGCCGCCAGUCAGGUUGAAAUAGAUUGUCUUGACUGGAACAAGAAGGUCCCUCAUAUCUUAGCUACCGGAAGCAGUGAUGGAUUUGUGACGGUAUGGAAUGCUAAGUCUGGAAAGGAGAGCUUGACUCUCAAAAACCUUGGCCGUAAGCCUGUCAGUGCCAUUGCCUGGGACCCGGAAAAUUCUACCCGACUUGUCACUUCCAUACCCCUUGAGAGUGACCCGGUGAUUCUGGUAUGGGAUCUGCGUAACGCAAACGCACCAGAACGAACAUUGAAAGGCCAUGAAUCCGGUGUCCUAUCGCUGUCGUGGUGCGAACAGGACCCAAGACUACUACUAUCCAGUGGUGAGGAUAACCGCAAUAUCUGCUGGAACACCCAGACUGGCGAGGCCUAUGGAGAGUUCCCAAUCGUUACAAAUGCUACUUUUCAGACCCGAUGGAACCCCAGCAACCCUAAUAUCCUGGCUACGGCGUCGCUUGAUGGAAAGAUUUCUGUCCAAACACUCCAAAACACAAACCCCGAAGCCGCCCAAAAGGGCGAUGACUCGCAACCCCUCAACGACGAAGACUUCUUUGCAAAGGCUCAGACUCAACCUCAGGGCCCAACUUUCUCGUUACCCAGCGCCCCGAAAUGGCUUGAGCGGCCAACCACUGCUAACUUUGGCUUUGGAGGAAGGGUCAUCUCCGUGGUAACUGCGCCGGGUACGCGAACGUCGACCGUCCGUAUCAGCAAAUUCGAGGUAGAUGCUAGCAUCGGCGCUGCCACCGACUCCUUUGAGACUGCCAUAGACUCGGGAGACCUCCGUAGCAUCUGUGAAUCGCGAGCUGCCGAGGCCGAGACCGACGAAGAAAAGGCUGAUUGGAGGGUUAUGAGCACCUUGAUGUCUGAAACCCCUAGAAAGGAGCUCAUCACCUAUCUGGGAUUCUCUGGAGAUGUCGAUGAGGCCGCGGACAGCUUAUCGAAACUUGGACUCGGUAAAGAGGAAGCAACUGAAAGCGAAAAACCGACCCUCGCUCCUCCCAGCGCAGGAGCGAAGAGGCAUAAGAGGCUCACUUCUAUUUUCGACUCCAGUGCUGAUGGCGACAGCUUCUUGAGCGAUAUGUCUGCUUCCAAGGAGGCCAAGACCAACAGUCCAUUCCAGCUGUUUACAGGAGAAGAGACCGAUGCCGAUAAGACUAUAACGAAAGCUCUUAUACAAGGCCAUUUCGACAAGGCCCUUGAUAUUUGCUUACAGGAGGAUCGGAUGGCCGAUGCCCUGAUGAUUGCAUUCUCCGGUGGCCAGAAAUGCAUUGAAAAGGCCCAAGAGGCGUACUUCCUUAAGAAAUCUGAAGGACCGAGUUACAUCCGCCUCCUUGCAUCUAUCGCCGGAAAGGAUAUUUGGGAUGUUGUUCACAACGCAGAUCUUCAAAACUGGAAGGAAAUCGUUGCAGUAAUUUGCACUUUUGCAGAUGACAAAGAAUACCCCGAUCUCUGCGAAGCCCUCGGUGACAGAUUGGAAGAGUACUCUAGAUCUAAUGGCAGCAAGGAAACCCGCAAGGACGCUUCUUUCUGCUACUUGGCUAGCUCGAAGCUGGAGAAGGUUGUCUCUAUCUGGAUCCGGGAACUGCAAGAAAACGAGAACAAAAAGAUCGAGGAUGCCACCGAUGAGACUGGAUUCUCUAUCCACGUCCAAGUCCUCAGGGAUUUCAUUGAGAAGGUUACUAUCUUCCGCAACGUUACUAAGUUCGAGGAUUCUGAACGACAAAAGCCGACAGACUGGAAGCUCAGCUCGCUCUACGACAAGUAUAUCGAGUAUGCUGAAAUUGUCGCAACUCAUGGUAGAUUGAAUGUGGCAGAGAAAUACCUUAGUCUGUUACCGGAUAGCCACCCUGCAGGAGGAGUUGCAAAGAACCGCAUCCAAUUAGCCACCAAAAAGGUUACCACCAAGGCUGCUCCCAAAGCAGCAACAUCCCAUAUCCCAGCAGCAAGACAGGCUUCAUCAACUCUACCCCAGCCGCAAAUGGGCUAUAACCCUCCCCAGCCUCAAACCCAGCAGCAACCACCCAUGGUGAACCGUGGACCGGCACCUACUAACCCUUAUGCUCCAUCCGCGUUCAACCAACCCAGCAACCCGUAUGCCCCUGCCCAGAUGUCUGGCUAUUCGCCAGCUGGUUACCAACCGCAACAGCAACAAGCUGGCAUCCCUACUCCUCAGUACCCUGGGCAACCAGGUCAUGGCAUCCCCCCACCCCCGAGAGGCUUGACACAAUCUCCCUCGACAGUAAAAUCAUAUACCCAGCAAACCAAUAUCCCUGCAUGGAAUGAUCUACCCGACGGAUUUGCAAGGACCCCAACUCCUCGCCGUGGAACUCCUGGCCUCGGUGCCUCGGUCAUUAGCUCACCGUUCCCUAACCAGCCGCAAACACAGAGCCCUCCACCGCCCGGUCCUCCACAGCCAGGCCCUCCAGGUCCUCCAGGUCCAGGUCAGCGAAGCGCCAUGCCUGUUCCUCCACCCCCGAAGGGUCCAUUCUCACCCCCACAAGCAACCCCUCCAGGGUCUGCAGGUACAUCUAAAUUUGUGCCACCAGAACGACCAUCAUCGACCGCAAACCUGUAUGCUCCUCCCCCAGUUCAAUCCCCACCAACACAGAGCGGAGGCCCUCCACAAAUUGCUCGUUCGGCAUCCCCCUACAGCCCCCCGCCAGCUGGCCCACCACCCCAGAAUCGUUACGCUCCAGCUCAAUCAGCCCAGCCUGCUCAUCCAGCUGGACCUCCUGGACCUCCCGGACCACCCCAACAGGCACCAGGACCGGGUCCAUAUGGAGCCCAACGAUUCCAGCCGGGCCCGCCACCACCUCAGGGCCCUCCCCAGGGCCCAUACGGAUCUCAAGGUAGCCAGUUCGCUCAGCCUCCACCACCUCCCCAUACCGGUGCUCCCCCACGACAAGACUCGAGACCUAGCACCGGUCAAUCCCAAAAGAAGGCCCCUGCCCCUCCUAAACACCCUGCUGGUGAUCGUUCCCACAUCCCAGACCAUGCCAAGCCAAUCUUCGAUAUCCUUUCCGUUGACAUGCAACGUGUGAAAUCUCGUGCUCCAGCAACAUUCAAACCUCAAGUUAAUGAUACCGAACGAAGAUUGAAUAUCUUGUUCGAACAUUUGAAUAACGAGGACCUACUGAAGCCGGGAACGAUUGAUAGCAUGGUGGAGCUAGCGCGAGCAAUCCAAAGUAGAGAUUACGAAACCGCACAUGCUAUCCACCUGGACAUUCUGACGAACCGCACCGACGAAUGUGGAAACUGGAUGGUUGGUGUCAAACGAUUGAUUGGCAUGAGCAAAGCAACGCCAUAG